This is a messenger RNA of Trichomonas vaginalis G3, 1107 nucleotides long. RefSeq names its product origin recognition complex subunit 5 family. The record is from RefSeq and is a predicted model, not a curated record. Gene Ontology annotation, cellular component: nucleus; nuclear origin of replication recognition complex. Gene Ontology annotation, biological process: DNA replication initiation; DNA replication. The transcript has a single exon. Gene Ontology annotation, molecular function: DNA replication origin binding. Lineage: Eukaryota; Parabasalia; Trichomonadida; Trichomonadidae. The coding region runs from base 1 to 1107 and encodes 368 amino acids.
AUGGCGCGAAUUCCACUUUGUCGUUCUAAUGAGUAUACAGAAAUUGUAGCAUCAAUAUUAACUGGUAUUCGCAUUAUUGUAAUUUCUGGACCAGCCUCAUCCGGAAAAACUACUACAAUUCAGGCAAUUGUCAAAAAUAAAGAUUUAGAUAUGAGAAAAAUCCAUAUGUUUUGCGAAACAGAUAUGGACAAUGGCGGAUUUUAUUAUAAACUUUCACAAGCUAUUGCUCCCGAUGAUAAGAAAGCAAGAUCUUUCCAACAAUUUGUUGAUUAUUAUGAUUCACCAACACCAACUGCAAUAUUCAUCGAUUCAUUUGAUUUGCUUGGUGAUCUUGCUAAGCAAUUAUUUACAACAUUCAAAUCCGCUGUAGAAUCAAACAUUAUGUCGAAAUAUUAUUUCAUUUUUAUUUCAAGAACUUCUCCAGUUAACUUUAUUACAGAUCCACUUACAGUUUUUAAUAUUGAUUUUGCUCCAUACACAGAUAAUGAAAUUUUCCAGGUAGUUCGCAGCUGCGGCAAGCACGAAGAUAAUGAUCAGUUUGAUCACUAUCUAGAACAAGUUGUGAAUGUUUCUCGCCCUCUAACUCAUGAUAUUCGCGAUAUUAUUUAUAUAACGUACAAGUUACAGAAAUCAGAGAUCAAACCAGACGAUAAAUUAUUCCCCAAGCUAGUACUUCACGAAUUACGAGCUAUCCGCGAAACAGUUCAAUCCAGAAUUGUUGAUUUACCAAAGAUCGCCAAUUUACUCUUAAUUGCAUCAUAUAUUGCUUCCCAUACAUCAUCAUUAGCAGAUCUUGCUCAUCUUUCUCGCUCUGCAAAGAGACAAAGGAAACAUCCGAAUUUUCUUCAGGAACACGAAUACGUUAGCAUUAACAGAAUCUUUGCCAUUGCAAAGGCUCUUAAUUUCCAUUAUUGCGAUGACUUCGAUUUCGACUAUUCCGCUUAUACUCAAAUUCAGAAUCUUUAUUCUUUGAAUUUGAUUGAAAUCAGAGGUGAUAUCAGACUUGAUCCGAAAAUAAAAUGCUUGGCAACAGAAGAUGAGGUCAAAUCUGCUGGCCUUAACGUUGAAAUUGAUGUUAAUUAUUAUGUCUCAGAAGAUAUGAACUAA